GCUAUAUUUAAAUGUAAGGAGUUGGUUUAUAUCGCAUUAAGUGAGAAACACUUGGAUUUUUUAGCAAGAAGAAGAAGAGUUGAUUUGUUUACAAAAUGAGAAAUUGUAUCGGGAUGGCCAGGGGUGACUUUGAUAGAAAAGCGUAGAUACUAACUGCAAUAGUGACGACGUCAAUAAUACUAGCUGCUAGUGGGGGUCUGCAAGUGUACACCUAGUUGCUGUGAGACUUUCAGGGACUGAUCCCUGCACCCAGUCAAAGGUCAUGAUUUGAAAGUCACUGAGAACCAUAGGAAUUUCAUUCAACCAUGAACUGUGUUGAUAGGAAUUCCAUCCCCAGAGGGAAACAUCUGUUGAAAUUCGUUAUCAGUCAUAUCAGUGGAUCCCACAUUCAGGGUAGUGGUGACUUGGUGAAAGCUGUUUACAAACCACCUAUCUGUUCCUAUAGGGAAUUAAAUUUAACGUUUCAUGAGGAAGCAGAGGAAGCUAUUGUAGUAGAAGAGGGAGCUGAUCUAAAUGAGUUACAGAAGUCUGUAGUCAGUGAAUAUCGCAGAAAGACAGGAUAUUAUAACCCUUUGAAAAUCUCUCAAGUUUGUGUCAAAGGGACAAGUAAUGGGGAGGAGAAUGAAAUGCUCAAAAUAAAGGUGGUGCAAAUCACUUCAAAUACUGAUGAGAUACUGGAAGGGAUUCUUGAUAGUAAUCUAGAUACUCAUUGUUUAUCCAGGUUUCCUGUUCAUCCAUUGCCUUUGUGUGAGCUUCCAUCUGAUGGAGGACCUACGGGUAGCCUAAAAGUGGGAGAGAGAGAAGAAAAUGGAGGGAUUUUGCUUGAAACUUACAGUGAUAACAACAGGGAGAUGUUUUCUGUAAAGUUUGGAGAGGAUGAUAUUAUGAGUGUCAGUAGAAGUGCAGUUGACAAAUUUCACAAAAUAUCAGGAAUAACUGAUUCCUUGAGUGCACAGAGGGAGAGGAUAUUUACUUAUGUAAAUAAUAAGGAAGUUCCUAUUACGAUCAUGUAUCUGUUUCCAGAUCCAGAAGUGAAAAAGACUGAAACCUGUAUUUUAGUGAAAGAGACAGCUCGUAAAAGAGGUCGACCAAGAGGUAGGAGAAAAGGUGUUGCAAAAGGUAGGAUAAUGAAAGAAGUAAGAGAACUGAAUGAAUAUGUUAGUCAAUUUAAACAUUCCAAAUUUAGAAGAAGAGAUAAUGGCAUCCCUGAUCAAGAUAAGGACUUGCAAAUAGCAUUAGAAGAGGAAAUCAGUGAUAUGGAAGGGGAUGAUUUAAGCACCUUUGGUUGUGAAACUGGGAUAGUUGUUAGUGGCAGUGUAGUGUCAUCAAGUGCCGACAGUAAUGAUGGGGAUGGUGCAGCCAAAGAAGAUUUGCCCAUGCUGGAGUUGCAAUCUUCACAUGAGGACAUGAAUGCUUCUCUGAACCCUGGAGAUAUCUGGAAGUUUCUUACUCAAUAUGCAUCUGAGGAUAACAGAGUGCAGGGUCUUGUAACUCAGUUCAACAAUGAAAGCUGGUUGCAGGUGAAAAGAAUGUCUAAUUUUUAUCAGAUUGAUGGUGAAGUUAUGACAGACCUGUCUUUUAAAGUGGUGUAUAGAAAUGAUUUUUCACCUAUUACUUACUUCUUGCGAGGAUUCAGUCGGCUUUUGAAAACUGGUGAACUCAAUACAGCAAAUGAUAUUAAUAACCUUUUUCGAUUUAUGUCUAGAGAUCGUAAAUUGUGUCUUGGACUUAAACCGUCUCCAUAUCAACAUAGCAUAGACAGUAAUACUAGAGUGAGAAAGUUUUUUCAAGAAAAAGGUCAAUUUUUGUCAACACCAUUUGAAUGUCUGCUUUCAAAGUCAUGUCGAGGCAUUGUGAAAAUAAUUGGUACCUCUCCCGUGUCUGUGUUCACCCGAGGGUCUAGAACUGUUCAUGGUGUACAUGCGUUAUGUCGUGCAUGUGCUCUUCUUGGUAAGAAAAUGAACCAGUUAAUUAAGCUAUCUCCCAAGAAUAGUAUCAUGGAAGCUGAUGAAAUGCAGGAAAAGGUGGUUGGUGAUAGUUUCCUGCAACUUCUUAGGCAGCCUGUCAAGAGAAGUGGAAUGACUUACAGUGCACUGAAGUACCUGUUUACCCAGAGUAUUCCUGAAAUUCUGUCUGAUAAGGAACUUAAAAGCAGCCAGACUUUUCCAGAUGAGGCAGAUAUUGAUGAAGAAACACAAACAGGAGCAAAAAGAGGAAGAGGAAAUCAAAAGGAAGGAAAAUCCAAAUCAAAUAUUUGUGUAACUGAAGAAGCCUUCCUUCAGAUGAUAGACCUUCAGCCCCCUAAUUCAGAAGGACUGGGAAGAUCCUUAUUGAAGAAGUGCAACUUGUGUCAGUUCAGAGCACCAACAAUGCUCUCUCUUGUUACUCAUAUGAAAGGGCACUUAGGAACACUCAAGGAGAAAUGCUCGCAAUGUGAAAUUCAAUUGUCAAGUAAAGAGGCCUUAGAGAUUCAUAAAAAACAAAUGCACAUGGAACGUUCACCUGUGUGUUCCAUUUGUGAAAUGGACUUCACUACCAAUGACCAGUUGUUUGACCACAUGAAUAAGCACCGUAAUCACUUGCCUUUUGAAUGUCCAUAUUGUAAUCAUAAGUUGAGUAACAAAGAGGCUUACAAGAAACAUCUUAGGCUAACACAUAAAAUUACUUCAGUUAAAGACUUGAAGUUCAAUUGCAAAACAUGCAACAUUUUUUUUUACACUGAGGAUCAUGUGCUGUUGCAUAGAGUAAAUCAAAAUCAUGAAGGAAUUGAACCAUUUAAUUGUAGAGCUUGUGCAUUCUCCUGUGUAACUGCUAAUGAGUUUCGACAUCAUAUCAUGGAACAUGCAGAGGAAGAAAGAGAAGCUGUAAAUCUUGCAAUAUGUCCUGAAUGUUAUAAAGUGUUUUUUUCAAAAUAUAGGUUAACUUUCCAUAUUGAGAUGAAGCACUCAAAGGUGAAAGCCAAAUCAGACCAGUUGCCAGAAGCUAUUGUUGAGUCAGAGUCAGUUCCCACAGUCAAAAAGAAGAAGAGCAAGGGACCAUACCUCCGGUAUUUAAGAGCAAAUGAAAAGUAUGAGUGUGCCAAAUGUAAGCGAAGAUUCAAAACUGCCAAAACACUCGAAAGUCACAUCAAAUUUGCUCAUGCUGAGAAAAAAGCAUGUAAAUCAGAGCAUGUAUGUACUUUGUGUGGCCGUAAGUUUAAUGCCCUUCGUCGUCUAGGUAAUCACAUGAAGAUCCAUUCUGGCAAUAGACCAGUGUUUCAAUGUGAAGAAUGUGGACAGAUAUAUGGGAAGAAGACCCAAGUUUUAGAACACAUUAGAACUGAUCAUGCUGAACAGGUGGAACGACACCAGCAGCAACAGGAACUGGUACAGGUUGAUCAGUCUCAGGAUCAACAGUUUGUUGAUAUUCAGGUCCAUCAACAAAAUAACUGUAGUAUAGAAGGAUCUGCCUCAACUUCUUGGAGUCCAAUCAAAAGUCCUUUUAAAGUACCAACAGUGGAGCAAACUCAAGAGGCUGUUUAUAGUCUUCUUCAGCUAACAGACUUUUAAGAAAUUUAAAUAAUUCAACUUUCAAAUCAUCUGCUGGUAAAAAUAUUGAUAAUGUCCCAUUGGUAGUGACUAUACAUAGUACAUGGUGUUAUAACAUUUACUUUGAAAAAUUUGUCUCAUGGAAACAGUAAGAGAUGUGGCUACUUUAAGUGAUCAUGUUAAUUUCAAUACAGUAUCCUAAACACCAAAUUAUUUUUCAAAUAGUAUAUAAAGUAAGGCUGUUUUGUUCUCAAUUUUGAUAUACUAUUUAUGAACCUUAAGAUUAACCAAGCCACAAGACUGUUAUUUACCGUACAUAAAUUUUGAUUUUGAUACUGGAUAUAAUUACAUCUAUGUUGGAAAGCAUUUAAUAAUAUAUAUUGCUGAAAAUUAAAGCAGUAUUCUGUUUUUCUUUAGA
Molecule: messenger RNA, 3945 nt
Organism: Macrobrachium nipponense
Lineage: Eukaryota; Metazoa; Arthropoda; Malacostraca; Decapoda; Palaemonidae
Exons: 5
Coding region: 306-3548 (1080 amino acids)
Biological process (GO): regulation of transcription by RNA polymerase II
Cellular component (GO): nucleus
Molecular function (GO): RNA polymerase II transcription regulatory region sequence-specific DNA binding; DNA-binding transcription factor activity, RNA polymerase II-specific
Source: RefSeq, a predicted model, not a curated record